Messenger RNA from Plectropomus leopardus (leopard coralgrouper), 1869 nucleotides. RefSeq names its product DTW motif tRNA-uridine aminocarboxypropyltransferase 2 (gene dtwd2). The record is from RefSeq and is a predicted model, not a curated record. NCBI's taxonomy places the organism in Eukaryota, Metazoa, Chordata, Actinopteri, Perciformes, Serranidae.
UAUGUAAUUCACGUUGCUCAUAAACAUUACUUUUUGUCUGAUUUCUCCCACUAAAUGAAGCCAGCAAUUACACGAAUUAGAAUGCCAACAAAAUGUGCUGAACUUGGGAAACUAGGUUACUCCAGAUUUUCUUUGUUUUUUAUAAAUGUGCCUGAUUAUAAAGCUAAAGCCAGUUAGCAUUGCUAUAACAUCUUGUAGCUGUGAGGGUCUCGUUAGCUGCUACUUUAGCUUAGCAAACAAUAUUCAGCUGGGUAUCAUUAAAGCUAAUGUCAUAUGACAUAAAGAGCCUGCCAAAAUAACUCAGUCAAGCCUCGAGUGAUUAAUAACUUUUUAUCCAAAAAAAUAGAUGAGUAGACCAGUUCUCAGUUUUUCUAGUCGGUGUGUUUCUAUGCUGGAAGUCCCUCCUCGGCGCUGUGUUUGAUUACAUGGGAUAAGUUAGCCUUUUGCUAACGCAAUGGACAAUGUCCCCAGCGUUUGUUCAUCAGUCUCUUCUGAAGGAAACGGACCAGAAACCGGCGACAUCUCGUCGACGGAAGAAGGAUUAAUCGACGGUUUUGGAGACUUGGCUGCUCUUCCGGUCGAGGUUGGCGAGAGAAGACCGACGUGUUUACGGUGCCGUCGUCCUCAGAAGGUGUGUCUGUGUCCUUUUCUUCCACCACAACCCCUGGAGGUGUCCACGUGUCUCUACGUAGUGCAGCAUCCUGCAGAGGAGAGCAGAGUACUUCGCACAGUACCUCUACUUGCUGCUUGUUUGCCACAAGGAAAAUGCAACGUCAUAGUCGGAAGAAGAUUCAAUGAGGAAAAGCACCCGGAGCUGGCUGCGGUGUGUCGAGACAGCAGGACGCUGAUCCUCUACCCAGGUCCCAAAUCCCAGAACCUGGAGGAGCUGGUGCAGUACCAGGAGGUCGGCACCGUCAAACAUAACGUGAUCAUCAUAGACGGCACCUGGAGCCAGGCGAAAAACAUGUUCCUCAAAAACAGCCUGUUCCACCUGCCUAAACAGGUGCAGCUCAACAGGACCCUGUCCAGUCAGUAUGUGAUCCGGACACAACCCUCCAACAUCUGUCUGUCCACGCUGGAGUGUGCUGCCGUCGCCCUGUCUAUUCUGGAGCACAACGACGACAUUCAAGAGGUUCUGCUGAGGCCCCUGAAGGCCCUUUGCUCCUUCCAGCUGCAGCACGGCGCUCAGAUUCACCACAGCAAGGAGCACCUACUGAAGAACGGCAUGUACGACAAACCCAUGCCCAAGAACAAACGCAAGAUAAAGAGGAUGGAGAAGCUUGUCACUGACCACAACAUCUGCCCGAGAUGAGGGCGUGACUGAGCAGAGAAGCUCGACUCGUCUCUGUUUACACUGCUGUCCUUUACGCUGCACAGGACUGUAUCAUCAGGGCAGCAUGUGGCAGCAUCAGGGUACACACGCAAACCACUGGACUUUUUGGGAGUUUGUUUUUCAGAUAAUUGCGGGUAAAUAUUAUUUAUGUAUUUGUCACUAAUUUAAAAAAAAGACAAAUUGAAGUUGUAGUUUAAAUGUCCUGGUGUGACAAUAAAUCAGGUUUCAUUGUUUUUGGAAAAAAAAAAAAGACAUUUUUUCUUCCAUGAGUUCUAUAAACACUGUGGUGGUGCUGUUGUGAUUGACUUUACACAUCCAAGGGCUGGUGAAGGAGCUGAUGUUUUUUUAGCAAAAUUUGCAUUCAGAUAUGUUACAAAUUAAAAUAACCUCUCAAAUGUGAUAUUUCAUUAACUACCAGAUGAACACACAAUACAGCAGGAAAAAGGGACUAGUUGAGAACUGUAUUGUUCGGUGUGUGAAGUCAGCAUUGUUGAUGAUAUGAGCCCGACAUAUGCACAAAUAUGCAGUAUGGUACA